Molecule: messenger RNA, 3126 nt
Organism: Lacerta agilis (Sand lizard)
Lineage: Eukaryota; Metazoa; Chordata; Lepidosauria; Squamata; Lacertidae
Gene: NAA30
Product: N-alpha-acetyltransferase 30, NatC catalytic subunit
Exons: 3
Coding region: 225-1319 (364 amino acids)
Biological process (GO): N-terminal peptidyl-methionine acetylation
Cellular component (GO): NatC complex
Molecular function (GO): protein-N-terminal amino-acid acetyltransferase activity
Source: RefSeq, a predicted model, not a curated record
UCGCAGCCCUUUCCUGAGGGGGCCGGCCGUAAAGCGAGGCGCCGGCGCGAAGUGUCGCGCUCUUCCUUCGUCCGCUCUCGCGUGAGAGCAGCGGCGGCGGCAGCCUGGCCUGACGGGAAACCUGCCCUCGCUUUACGGCCGCUGGAUGAGGAGGAGCGGAGGAGGGGAGCGGGAGGCGCCGCGGCUGCUGCUGCUGCUGCUGCUGCUGAGGGGAUUUUGGGGACAUGGCCGAGGUUCCGCCCGGGCCUAGCAGCCUCCUCGCUUCGCCGCCGGGAGACGCCGCCUCGCUCCUCCUGCCCUUUCCGGGAGCCGCCGAGGAAGAGGAGGAGGAGGAGGAGGAGGGAGGAGGAGGAGGAGGAAGAAGGCCUCGCGAGGAAGAAGAGGAGGAGGAGGAGGAGGCCGGGGAUGAAGGCGCCCGGGACCGCCGCCGGCCUUGCCCGCCGCACCGGCGCAACCACCAGCUCAACGGGCUCAUCUCCGGGCCGGACCUGCGGCACUUGCGCGGCCCCCUCAAGGGCAAGGUCCUGAGCGGCGGCGAGAAGCAGCGCCCGCCGGGCAGCAAGAGAGGCGGCGGCGGCGGCGGCAGGAGCAGCAGCAGCGACCCCGGCUCCGCUGGCAAGACAAUGGGACACGGGCAGCAACAGCAGCAGGAAGAGGGUCCGGAGCUGCCCCCCCAGCAGCAGCCUCCCGCCUCCCUCAGCAACCACCACCACCACCACCACCACCAUCGGGUCCCCCGCUCCCAGGCAAGGACUGCGCAGCCCCAGGAGCAGCAGAAGCGCCGCCACGACGCUGCUUCUGCCCCCUCUGAGGGGGACAGGAAUGGGCUGGCUGGAGCAGGAGGGGUGGAGGAGGAGGAAGAGGAAGGAGGAGGAGGAGGAGGCCGGCAGGAGAGGGAGGAGGAGGAGGAGUCCCUGCUGCUUCUGUCCAGGUCCUUGGCCUCCAACUGCAGCUUGCAGAAAUGCCCCCCGGGGCCCCCCACCACGGACUCUUCCUGGGGGCCCCAGCAGCAGCUAGAGAAGGAGGAGGAGGAAGGGGACCUGACGAUACGAUACGUCCGCUAUGAGUCCGAGCUGCAGAUGCCCGAUAUCAUGAGACUGAUCACCAAAGAUCUGUCUGAACCCUACUCCAUUUACACAUAUAGGUAUUUUAUCCACAACUGGCCUCAGCUUUGCUUUUUGGUUGUCUUGGAGACUGAGAUCACAAACAAGUCCGCGUUGAAACUUUAUGAAAACCUUGGCUUUGUUCGAGACAAGAGGCUGUUCAGAUACUAUUUAAAUGGAGUUGAUGCACUGCGUCUUAAACUGUGGCUGCGUUGAUAGGAGGCCAUCAUUGCGCCCAGGACUCCUCUUCCCAACCAGCCGGGCAACGGCGUCCUUUGCAUGCAAUGCAAUUUGUGUGAAAUUGCUUUGCAGGUGGACAUAAUAACUUCCAUGCAGCUCUUCUCUGUGAGUGUCUCAUCGAACGUCGCACCUAAAUCGUUGCACUGUGUGGCAUGGCACGUCUUGUUCUGAAUUUGCAACAGGUUGUUUCAGACUUCAGAUCCUCUUGGUAACCAGGAAGAUGUGCCAGUAGGUAGCCAAGAUCCCUUUUCAUUUGCAAGUCUACUGACUCCUGAUAUAUAAGAUGGUGAACAUUUGAUCCAAGAACCUGUGUAAUGUGGAACACAACUUUUUUUUCCAGUUCCAGAGAGAGAAAGAGAUAAGCCAAUGUAGAUUGUAAAAAAAAAAAAUUAAAAAAAUACUAUAAGUAUACUAACAUUUCAUACAAAACUCACCAUAGGUUUUUUUUUCUCUGGGGAAAAUAAAAACUGCUUCAACUUUAGGUUUUAUUUUUCAAUAUUGAACUUUUCAUUCUUAAAUAUUGGUACCUCAGUGAUUAGUGGAUGAAAAAAUGUAUUGUAGGGUGGGGUGUGUGUUACAUCGAGUAACGGUGACAAUAAAAUUGCGUCUGACAGUGCCUGUAUAGAUAGUAUAUUUGUCUCCACCGCUAACUUUUGAGUGCAUGCUUUUAUUUUCUUGAUUUCCCCCCUCCCCUUCUUCUUUUUUUGGUCUUUGCAAGAACAGCUUUUAUUUAAAUUCUGGAUUUGAUAAUAAAUUAUUUCAUUUAUGAUUUGGAAACUUCUCCCAGGUGAGGGCUUAAAAAGCCCAUCUCUUACAGCAAGAAGUGUAAGCUAUUUUUUAUUUUAUUUUUUGAGUGGCUGCUAAAAGGGAGUCUGAUGCACUUUUUCCUUUAAAGAGAGCGAGGGAUCUUUUUUAUUAUUAUUAAAAAAAAACCCACAAAACCACAAAGCAGUAAAUUAAUGUAGAUUGGAUCAAUUUUUGUUUAAUCAAAAUUAUCACUAGAAUAGCUAAAGAGGCAUUGUUUUAAAGCAGUUGGGACAACGUAAUUUUGAUUUGGAUUCACAUUGCUUUGCUUCCGUGUUCUUAAAAAUGUUUCAGUUUUCAGUUCUUGGUCUUGGAAAUAAAUUUCAAGUUGCACCAUACCCAAUCUUUAAGCUGCAUUCGCUUUCUCUCCUUUUUUCUUUUCUUUUCAACGAAAGCCAAAACUCUUGCAGUUUUAAUUUUCUUCGGAUUAAUUUGGCAGAGAUGUGUCCAAAGGUUUGAUAUAAACCCUGACCCCCCUUUUCAAAAUGGGCUACACCGGCUUGUUAAAACCAAUAUCCUUUUUCAGCAGCUGCACAGUGUGUACUUCUGUCUGUCAGUGCAAUAUGUAAAGCAGAUCAUUUCUUUUUGGCAGUUCAGCAAUGACAGCGUUGGUAUAUAUAUUAUAUACAAUAUAUAUAAUAAGCAAAACAUUAAAAUGACCCUAGAUGACUCGUGGAAAAAUAAAUCGUUUCCUUAUAUCGGAAGGGAAAUCUUCAGAAUUCAACUUUGCCUUACUAUAUUGUUUGUUAAGGAUUCAACCUGUCUUCAACAACAACAGCAGCAACAAUGGUUUGAGUUAACUGUACAUUUGAGAGUACCUUACUUCCAGUCACCCUUUGGAGAAGGACAACCCAUUCUGGACAGCUUAGUAAGUUUAAAAGGAGGCCAUCCCUAUUUUGCACAGACUGAGCAUCUCCCCCACUAUGUAUAAGUUGUGAAUUGUAUUUGGGAAAAAUAAAGGAUUUUAAUUUAAAACUGG